Messenger RNA from Saccoglossus kowalevskii, 1273 nucleotides. RefSeq lists its product as uncharacterized. The record is from RefSeq and is a predicted model, not a curated record. Lineage: Eukaryota; Metazoa; Hemichordata; Enteropneusta; Harrimaniidae. Gene Ontology annotation, molecular function: calcium ion binding. Gene Ontology annotation, biological process: cell-matrix adhesion.
UUCACAGACAAUGGUUUGUUGGUAUUUUUGAAUGAGAAUGGUGUCAAAUAUGCAUACCCUAACCCGUUCGUAGACGGAUUCAACUCUACGCAAACAACUCCUAUGGUAGCAGUGUUUUGGGAUGAUGUUGACAUCAGUGACCCAUCUGUUGGCAAUGUAUAUUAUCAGAUUUAUGAAAAAGAAAAUGGUGGUUAUAUAAGUAACCGACACGAGCAAUGUUUAAUGCUGUCAAUAAGCGUAUACAUAAUGCAAAAGGAACAUGAUGAUAUCUACCCUCGCUACUAUUGUUGUGCACUAUCACGUGACCCAUAUUUCUGCGAUUUGUACGCUGAGAAGCGCCCUCCCGGUGAUUGCGGUGGCUACAUUCCUCCAAUAUGGGGGUGGAUGAUUGGCGACCCUCAUCUAACGACUCUAGAUGGCGUUUCAUACACAUUCAAUGGUUUUGGAGAAUAUACAUUGGCUACAGUUGAUAAUGGUUUCUUCAGACUUCAGGGUAGGACAGCUAAAGCUUUGGACGAGGAUGGAAAUCCUGUAGAUCAUGCUACGAUUUUUGUAGCAUUCGCUGCCAAAGAAAAAACUUCAUCCACGGUCCAAGUAGAAAGAAAUGAAGACGGAACUGAGUAUAUCGUGAAGAUUGAUGGUAUAACAUUCGACAAAUCGUUACUUAGUGAAUACCCAUAUGGAGUGAACAUGACGGAUGUAGUAAUAUCUUCAAAACCGUCAACAUCCACCGCAAGCACUAAUGAGAAGAACCGUCUGGUGGCGUCCUUCUCAUCCGGCAUAUUUAUAUCCAUUGGCUUAGCUGAGGGAAUGCUAGAUGUUAUAUUUUCAGCUCCUCAAGAAAAAUUCCUUGCAAAAGUGCAUGGACUAUUAGGUUACUGGGAUGAUGAUCCUAGCAAUGAUUUUGUUCUUCCCGAUGGUUCCAGUUUGAAUCCAACAAAGGAAGAUGGAAACUUCACUGACAGAGACUAUUUCCGAUUCGGACAGAAAUGGAAUGUAUCUUCAGCAGAAGAGUCUCUAUUUACAUAUGCGAGCGGUACAUCCUGGGAAGAUUACCAACAUUUAGAUUUCAUGCCUAAAUUCCUGGAUGAACUAAUUGAACAAUAUGAAACCUCGACUGACCCUGCUGAUAUAAAUUUCAUACAGCAAGCACGAACUAACUGUGGCGAUAACCAAGAAUGCCUUUUUGACACGUUAGCAACUGGAAGAGAAGAUAUUGGUAUUCUUACUAAAAACACAACUACACAGAUAGGCAGUCAAGUCAGUGAUUUAG